CCAGACAACAGUUAAAGCGGUGCCAAACCGGGUUAUCUCUCCAAUGGGGAUGCAGCCUUUGACAAUGGGGUCCAAUUCUAUUAUUAUUAUUAAAUACAUAUAUACACACACACACACACACACACGCAUACGUAUCAUUUAACUGUCCAAAUAGCAUAUAGUGAUCUCUAAUCCUACAAUCCCCCUUCCAUACCAACCACAAAGGACAGUCCUUGCCCCAUAGCCAUAGGGAAAGCAUACAUAUCCUAAGUACUCCUCUCCAGCACCACAUUCCAAAGGAGUUGCUUUUCUUCCUGCCUGCCUCCUUUGCUGUCCAGCUCCCGCAUCCCUCGGAGUGUAGUGGAGUCUCCUUCUUUGGCCACCUGUCAGUGAUAAAAGAAGACUUGGAUUUUGACUGCAAAAAUGCAGAUGUUGAUGCCUGAACCUCAAAUCUAUGUUGAAAGGACCCUGGCAAUCAUUAAGCCAGAUAUCAUCAACAAAGAAGUAGAAAUAGAAGAUAUAAUUCUGAGAUCAGGAUUCACCAUUACUCAGAAACGAAAACUCCAACUCAGCCCAGAGCAAUGCAGCAACUUCUACGUAGAACAAUAUGGGAAAAUGUUUUUUCCUAACUUAACAUCUUAUAUGAGUUCUGGGCCUUUAAUUGCAAUGGUUCUUGCUCGGCAUCAAGCAAUCUCUUACUGGAAGAACCUGCUUGGACCCUCAAGUAGCUUAGUAGCUAGGGAAACAUAUCCUGACAGUUUAAGAGCAAUCUAUGGAACAGAUGAUCUGAGAAAUGGACUUCAUGGCAGUGCCGACUUUGCAUCAGCUGAAAGGGAAAUCCGGUUCAUGUUUUCUGAAGUGGUCAUUGAACCAAUCCCAGUUGGGCAAGCUGCUAAGGAUUACCUCAACCUCUAUGUCAUACCUACCCUGCUGAAAGGACUUACAGAACUGUGUAAGAAGAAACCAGCAGAUCCUUUUACUUGGCUGGCUGACUGGUUAAUUGAACACAAUCCCAACACACCUAAGCUGCGACAUGCUGUGAUUGUGGAGGAGCCUUAAAGAAGACAAUUCAAAACUCAUUAAAAACAGCAUAUUGUCUUUUGAAUUUCUUACCAACAUUAGUAUGUGAGAAAUAAUAGUUCAAAAUCUUUUGUAAACUGAGAAGCAGGACAUUGUGAAAUACACAGACUGAAGUAGCAGUAUACAAGAUUGAAGUUUAAAUUAAUAAAGACCUACAUAUAAAUUGCAA
Messenger RNA from Sceloporus undulatus (fence lizard), 1228 nucleotides. It is a transcript of the gene NME5, whose product is annotated as NME/NM23 family member 5. Lineage: Eukaryota; Metazoa; Chordata; Lepidosauria; Squamata; Phrynosomatidae. The record is from RefSeq and is a predicted model, not a curated record. Gene Ontology annotation, molecular function: nucleoside diphosphate kinase activity. The coding region runs from base 403 to 1038 and encodes 211 amino acids. The transcript has 6 exons. Gene Ontology annotation, biological process: spermatid differentiation; GTP biosynthetic process; UTP biosynthetic process.